AUGUUAAACAUAUUGUCGUACUCAAAGUUAUUUUCGUCAUGUGGGAGGCAGGCUGUAACGUGCCCAAAAGGCUGUAACUCGUACCGCCACGUUUCAACAGGUUCAGAUGAAUGCUUGUUUACUGACGGAAGAGCGUCAAUGGGCAGAGAGUUUACUCUACAGCCAGUGGAAAUGGAGCCAGUUUUCAAAGUGCAUCGUCCUUAUUCAUCAUCCAAUUGUGACAACCCAAUAAGCGAGGACGAUCUGCCAUAUGAAUGUGGCGCUUCGAGCGACUGUAACACACGAAGUAGUACUCUCAGAGAAAGGGCGGUAUGCGACGAACCUCUCGCGAAAGGCCUUCAAAACACAACUGCUUCAACUCCCUAUCGUGUGUCGUGGUACGAACGUGGAGCCGUUAGUCCCUCGAAGCGGUUCGUGUACUGGGCGUUUCGUCGGCUUUGGGAUCUUCCACCAGACGCCAGAGAAUACUAUCGUCGCAUGCUCUACCAGGAAGUUAGAGCGGCUCGUUAUGUUAACCAGACGUGGGAUUGCUUCAUGAUGGUUGUGGAUGGAUACCGGAAGGGGAAAUGGAUUCUUAAGAAAUACGGUAUCAAAAUUGAUGAAGGUCUUAUUCCAAAACCCUAUAAUAACUUCUGGGAGGAAACGACUCACGAGGAGCGUGUUUGGGCACACCGAAGAUCACAUCAAAUGAAAGAUCUUCAGGCCCUCCAAAGGGAAGAUGAUAAUUUAGUAUUUGGUGCUCACAUUAUGGAUCGACGAGAGGUAACGUAUGGGUCUGUGAAGAAUUUGCAGACGGGUAUGCAAGGAGGUACUCCUGUACACGCGCACGAUUUGCCGGCUCCUUUUGAAGCCGACGUGAAGAUGUCAUUGCAUGAAGAAGACAUCAGUAGUGCUCUGAUGUCCAGCAUUGAGGACGACAAACUGUGGAACCCUGUGCUCCGCUCGCGUGUUCACAACAAACUCGCAAGAGAUGAAGCUGAGCUGUAUGGAUUCGAAGAUGAAGACGAUGGUGAUGACCGUUCUUGA
Molecule: messenger RNA, 1026 nt
Organism: Trypanosoma brucei brucei TREU927
Lineage: Eukaryota; Euglenozoa; Kinetoplastea; Trypanosomatida; Trypanosomatidae
Exons: 1
Coding region: 1-1026 (341 amino acids)
Source: RefSeq, a predicted model, not a curated record